CUAUGACUCUAUAAAUUAACAGCCACUUUGUUCCAUUUGUCCCUCACUUGUUCCCCUUUUUUUUUUUUAGCUUUUCCUUUUCUUCUUCUUCUACUACUACUACUACAAGUGCUUCUGUUACAAAAAUCCAGAUUGUUUUUGUUUACUUCUCUCUCUGCCCAACAAACCCUCUUAAAAAGGGUUUUUUUAUUUAUUUGGAAUUUGGUUGAUGUAAUAUUAUCAUAUAUUUAUCAACCAAAUUGCGAUCAAUCAAUAAUCAAAUAAGCAAAAGGAAGAAAUGGAGAGGCUAAACUCAGAGUUAUACUUGCAAAACUGUUACAUAAUGAAGGAAAAUGAGAGACUGAGGAAGAAAGCUCAACUUUUGAACCAAGAAAAUCAAGCUCUUCUUUCAGAACUGAAGCAGAAAUUAUCCAAAGGAAAUUCAAAAGCCAAUGCUUCAAAAUCAAUUCCUGAUCUUAAUCUCUCCUCUGCAAAUCCUUCUAAUUCUUCCAAUUGAAAUAAUCUAAUAUCAAUGGAAGAAGAAGAAGAUGAUGAAGAAGAAAGAAGAACAUGAUUAUGAUGGUGAUGAUAUCAUGACCCCACUUAAAGUUUAAUCUUAUUUUUAAUUUUUUUUUAAUGUUUUUCAUUUUUUGUGAAUUACCAUAGCCAACAGUAGCAAGUAGUUUGGGAUUUCAGUUAUAUAGGACAGCAUGUAGCUUUAGCAUCUUUUUUUUUCUUUUUUUUUGAAUUUCUUAUAUCUUUUUUUGGGGGGGUUAGGAUAUGGAUUUUCUGUACUUCAAAAUGAUGUAUCAGGCUAUCUAAUGGAAAAACCAAUUUCACAUUAUAAGUUUUUCUUUCUCA
This is a messenger RNA of Cucumis sativus (cucumber), 840 nucleotides long. Its product is annotated as protein LITTLE ZIPPER 4. The transcript has 2 exons. Lineage: Eukaryota; Viridiplantae; Streptophyta; Magnoliopsida; Cucurbitales; Cucurbitaceae. The record is from RefSeq and is a predicted model, not a curated record. Bases 278 to 496 code for a protein of 72 amino acids.